Chrysochloris asiatica (Cape golden mole) is the source of this 1794-nucleotide messenger RNA. RefSeq names its product polymerase (DNA directed), alpha 2, accessory subunit (gene POLA2). Lineage: Eukaryota; Metazoa; Chordata; Mammalia; Afrosoricida; Chrysochloridae. The record is from RefSeq and is a predicted model, not a curated record. Gene Ontology annotation, biological process: DNA replication; DNA replication initiation. Gene Ontology annotation, cellular component: alpha DNA polymerase:primase complex. The transcript is spliced from 18 exons. Gene Ontology annotation, molecular function: DNA binding. Bases 1 to 1794 code for a protein of 597 amino acids.
AUGCCAGUGUCCGCCCAGCAACUGGCGGCGGACUUGGAGAUCUUCGGCUUAAACUGCGAGAAGGCUAUGAUCGAUAAAUUGGUUGAGCUAUGCAUCGUGUACGGACAGAAUGAGGAGGGCAUGGCGGGGGAGCUCGUCGCCUUCGUCAGCACACACAAAGUCAACCUUACCCCAGAGACCCUGUGCUCUUUUGAGCAUGAGUUUCUCAGCAAAAGACUGUCCAAAGCCCGACUCAGUGCACCCAAGGACAGUGGACAUGCAGGAGCUCGGGACAUUAUUUCCAUUCAAGAGCUAAUUGAGGUGGAAGAAGAAGAGGAGACCCUCUUGAAUUCUUACACCACCCCCUCUAAGGGUUCUCAAAAGCGAACUAUCACCACCCCAGAAACCCCUCUUACUAAAAGGAACGUGUCCAUGCGCAGCCCCCAUCAGCUCCUCUCUCCAUCAAGUUUCUCUCCCAGUGCUACCCCCUCGCAGAAAUACAACUCAAGAAAUAACCGGGGAGAAGUGGUCACGUGCUUUGGCUCAGCACAGGGAGUGUCUUGGUCUGGGAGAGGAGGGGUUGGUGACAUCAGCCUGAAGGUCUUGGGGUGCCCAGAGCCACUGACCAAAAGCUACAAAUUUAUGUUCCAGAAGCUUUCAGAUGUUCGAGAAGUUCUGACCUGUAAGAUCGAAGAACUUGGCAUCGAACUCAAGGAACAUUAUAAGAUUGAGGCGUUCACCCCCGUUCAAGUCCCAGCACAAGAACCCGUCACCCUUCUGGGCCAGAUCGGCUGUGACAGCAAUGGAAAGCUGAACAGCAAGUCUGUGAUUCUUGAGGGAGACCGGGAACAUUCCUUAGGUGCUCAAAUCCCUGUGGAUUUAUCAGAGCUCAGAGAAUAUUCUUUGUUUCCUGGGCAGGUUGUUGUUAUGGAAGGGACCAACACCACAGGCAGAAAAUUUGUCGCCACCAAACUCUACGAGGGCGUGCCGCUUCCUUUCUAUCAACCCACUGAAGAGGAGGGAGAUUUUGAGCAAAGAAUGGUUCUGGUUGCCUGUGGGCCUUACACUACCUCUGAUAGCAUCACAUAUGACCCCCUGCUGGACCUGGUCACCAUCAUCAACCGUGACCGGCCGGACGUCUGUAUUCUGUUUGGACCUUUCCUGGAUGCCAAGCAUGAACAAGUGGAGAACUGUCUGCUCACGAGUCCAUUUGAAGAUGUCUUCAAGCAGUGUCUGCGCACAAUUAUCGAAGGGACAAGAAGCUCUGGCUCCCACCUCAUCUUCGUCCCAUCGUUGAGAGAUGUGCAUCAUGAGCCUGUGUACCCACAGCCCCCCUUCAGCUACACGGACCUGGCCAAAGAGGAUAAAAAGCGAGUACAGUUUGUGUCCGAGCCCUGCAGCCUCUCCAUAAGCGGAGCCGUCUUUGGCUUGACGUCCACAGACCUGCUGUUCCACAUGGGGGCUGAGGAGAUCAGUAGCAACUCUGGGACUUCAGACCGAUUCAGCCGCAUCCUCAAGCACAUCCUGACCCAGAGGAGCUACUACCCACUCUACCCACCCCAGGAAGACAUGGCUGUUGACUAUGAGAACUUCUACACCUACAGCCAGCUGCCUGUCACCCCAGAUGUCUUCAUCAUUCCAUCAGAGCUGAGGUAUUUUGUGAAGGACGUCCUUGGCUGCGUCUGUGUGAACCCCGGGCGCCUCACAAAAGGGCAGGUGGGAGGCACCUUUGGCCGGCUCUAUCUCCAGAGGCAGCCUGUGGCUGGGGAGGGGAGGCGGAGUCCAUGUGUGGCUGCCCAGGUGGUCAAAAUCUGA